Molecule: messenger RNA, 388 nt
Organism: Prunus avium (sweet cherry)
Lineage: Eukaryota; Viridiplantae; Streptophyta; Magnoliopsida; Rosales; Rosaceae
Source: RefSeq, a predicted model, not a curated record
GUGAAGAGAGAGAUCAGCGGUGUGCUUUAUCAUGAGUCAACGCACGUGUGGCAGUGGAAUGGGAAUGGUCAAGCUCCUGGGGGUUUGAUUGAAGGAAUUGCUGAUUACGUGAGGCUGAAGGCAGGGUUUGUGCCAAGCCAUUGGGUUCAGCCAGGGCAAGGGAAUAGGUGGGACCAGGGCUAUGAUGUUACUGCUAGGUUUUUGGACUAUUUGAAUGGUCGGAGAAGUGGGUUUGUGGCAGAACUCAAUAAGAAAUUGAGGAGUGGUUAUAGUGCUAAGUAUUUUGUUGAUUUGCUGGGGAAGAAUGUUGAUCAGCUUUGGAGUGAUUACAAGGCCAAGUACGCACAAAAUUAAAAGCUGGUCUAGCUGAUUUAAGUGAAUAAAAUGU